Molecule: messenger RNA, 1299 nt
Organism: Menidia menidia (Atlantic silverside)
Lineage: Eukaryota; Metazoa; Chordata; Actinopteri; Atheriniformes; Atherinopsidae
Source: the annotation of a GenBank genome assembly
CUGAAAGCACCCCUGGAGCGGCUUGGAUGGAGCAACAAUGACGCCAAAGUGUAUUAUAACCCACGCCACCAGGUGCUGAGGCACUUGCAGAGCAGCCGAGCAUGCGCGAAGAGUCGGACUACGCCCGCCCGCUUUGUCGACGAGGAAGAAAAGAAAAGGGAGAAUUCCCUGGUGACUCAUGACUUGUUUGAGCAAGUGGCCAGGGAGUCCAAAACCAAGGCCACGUUUAACAAAGUGAUCGAAGUGUUCAUCAAGAGAGACAUAAGGCGUCGGGGUCACGUGGAAUUUAUCUACGCCGCGCUGAAGAAGAUGCCUGAAUUUGGCGUGGAGAGAGACCUCGUUGUGUACAACAAACUCCUGGACGUUUUUCCGAAAGAGGUGUUUGUGCCCAGGAAUUUCAUCCAGCGGAUGUUCAACCACUAUCCCAGACAGCAGGAAUGUGGAGUUCAGCUUCUGGAGCAGAUGGAGAACUACGGUAUAAUGCCCAACGUUGAGACCAAAGUCCUGCUGGUCCAGAUCUUUGGAGAGAAGGGCCACCCUGUGAGAAAGUAUCAACGUAUCAUGUACUGGUUCCCCAAGUUCAAGCACAUAAACCCCUUCCCCAUCCCUCAGCAGCUGCCUGAAGACCCAGUGGACCUGGCACGCUUUAGCCUGACUCGCAUUGCCAACGACCUGGAUGCUAAAGUCACCGUGUACCAGCUUCCUUAUACAGACAUGACAGAGAGUGGAGAAGAGCUAACACUUCCACAUAUAGUAGGCAUCCAGAGCCCCAGCCAAAUGGAGCUGCUGGCCAAACACAACCUGAACAGGCCGGUGUUUGUGGAGGGCCCCUUCCCUCUAUGGCUGAGGAAGACAUGCGUCCACUACUACGUGCUCAGAGCCGACCCCAAGCCGCCUGAGGAGCAGGUAGAGGAACCCUACGAUCCAGAGAGGUGUUUUGAUUAUCCUCUGCAACUAGAGCUGGAUUUUGAUCGUGACCUGGGGGACAACGAGGACUUUGACGUCGAGGACUUGGACGAGGGUCCGGUCUACGCUAUGUGCAUGACCAGUCAGGGAGACCAGGCCACCCUCAACCAGUGGAUCGCCGGCCUCCAGCAGAACAACCCCGUUCUGGGUCAAGUCCCAGCCCUUUUCCGCCUAGAACCUGGUCCUCGGGAGUUGCAGGGAGCAGCAGAAAGCGUCUCAGGCCACAGCAGUCGGCCUCAUCCAGACAGCCACGUGGAAAACGCACAGUCUGGGGAAGAUGCUGAAGUCAUACUGGAAGAGGAGGCCAGGAGGAGCCAUGGGAUGAAGCAAUAA